GCCGAUCAGCUGUUCUACGUUAAAAGCAACAACAUCAGAAAGAGCCUGACACGAAAUCGCUCAGCUAGCUAACUUUCGCACCAACGUUAGCUAUAUGUGGCAGUCGGCGGUAUGGCGUUAGACAGUGUACGUGUCCAGUUUUAGACUGUGAUGAGGCAGCAUUUCAGUGGACGAGUCAUCGCCCGUCGGACUGGUAGCCUCCGCUAGGUCAGUCGACUGAAACGAAGGUUGUUUGUGUCUUCACAAGUGUCUCUCUUUGUGUCGCCAACGACAGAGAAAGCAUUUAUUACGCUGAGUUUCAGGGCGAAUUAUUUUAGACACUACGACGAGCAUGUCGGGCUACUUUUAAAUAGCAAUUAGCCAAUACAAGAGAUGCAGGGCAGCUAAUGUUAGCUAGCAAACUGUUAGGUGCCAAAACAAAGUAAUUGCUAGUCUGGACAAGUGUUUGAAGUUGUUCCUUUGACGUGCUCUGCUACAGGCUGAAUACCUUCAUUAAUAUAACAAGGGGGACCGUCCCUGACCUGUCAGGCUUGAGAUGAGUGGUCAAGGUCCAGCUGUAGAUAAAGGAAUGAACACAGUCUUGGGAUGUCAGGAGAGCUACGCCUGUGGGGGUUCAGAUGAGGCUGCGUUUGAAUGUGAUGAGUGCGGCAGCUUGCAGUGUGCCCGCUGCGAACUGGAGCUCCAUCGCCAGGAGAGGAUGAGGAAUCACGACCGGGUUCGGAUUGCACCGGGCCACGUUCCUUUCUGUGACUCGUGCAAAGGUGACAGCAGCUGCUCCGUCAACGGUGGACGGCUCAGGGCGGUGGUGCGCUGCCAGGGUUGUAAGAUCAACCUGUGUUUGGACUGCCAGAAACGCACCCACAGCGGAGUCAACAAGAGGAAGCACCCUCUGACACCUUACCCGCCCGCCAGAGCUGCCCAGGAUAACAGCGUGACUGAUGGGGAGUCACAGAUAGAGAUCCUGAAAGCCGAGCUGGAGAAGGUGUGCAGCUUCCUUUUGGUGGACGAGAGGGAGGAGAUGCAGGUGAAGGAUGAGGAGGACUUUGUGAGCAGACUUGGCUGCAGGCCAGAUGAGCUCCUCAAGGUGGUCUCCAUCUUUGGAAACACUGGGGAGGGAAAGUCCCACACCCUGAACCAUACGUUUUUCCUCGGGAGAGAAGUGUUCACGACCUCGCCCACCCAAGAGUCCUGCACUGUGGGGGUGUGGGCAGCUAUGGACCCUGUGCACCGGGUGGUAGUCAUCGACACAGAAGGACUGCUUGGGGCUGGAGCCAAUCAGGGUCAGCGAACCCGACUGCUCCUCAAAGUUCUGGCAAUCUCUGAUGUGGUCAUCUACCGAACCCACGCUGACCGUCUCCAUGACGAUCUCUUCAAGUUCCUUGGUGACGCAUCAGAUGCCUACUUAAAACAUUUCACCCGGGAGCUUAAAGCUACCACCACCCGCUGUGGUCUGGACGUCCCGUUGUCCACGCUGGGCCCCGCGGUUAUCAUCUUCCACGAGACCGUCCACACCAAGCUACUAGGAUCAGACAAACCUACUGAAUCUGCCGAGCGUCUUCUCCAGGAGCGUUUCAGGAAGCUGGGUUUGUUCCCAGAAGCGUUCAGCUCCAUUCAGUAUCGGGGAACUCGGACCUACAACCCUCCCACAGACUUCAGCGGCCUGCUGCGCAGCCUGGAGCAACAGCUGGAUAACAACACCACCCGCUCGCCACGCUCUGCCAGCGUCAUCUACAAGGCUCUGCAGGCUCUGAGCGAGAGCUUCAGUGGGGAUAUUCCAGAUGAGCACAUGACCAGUAACUCAUUCUUCCCAGAUGAGUACUUUACCUGCUGUAGCCUCUGCCUCAGCUGUGGCUCAGGCUGCAAGAGAAGCAUGAAUCACCUGAAGGAAGGACUCGACCACGAAGCCAAACAUCGCUGCCGCUACUCUGCCCAGUACGAUAACCGCAUCUACACUUGCAAGGCCUGCUACGAGGGAGGGAAGGAGGUGAUAGUGGUUCCCAAAACAACGGCCUCGUCUGACUCGCCGUGGUUUGGCUUGGCCAUCUACGCUUGGUCUGGGUAUGUGAUCGAGUGCCCCAACUGUGCAGUGAUCUACAGAAGCAGGCAGUACUGGUAUGGAAACCAGGACCCAGUGGAAACGGUGGUCAGAACAGAGAUCCAGCACAUCUGGCCCGGGUCUGAUGGUUUUUUGAAAGACAACAACAAUGCUGCCCAGAGGUUGCUGGAUGGAGUCAAAUACAUUUCUCAGUCAGUGUCUGAACUCAGCGUCAAGCCUGCCAAAGCAGUGACCUCCUGGCUCACCGACCAGAUUGCUCCCGCCUACUGGAAACCCAACUCCCUUAUCCUGAAAUGCCAUAAAUGUGGGGAAGAGUUCCAGCACAACGACACCAAGCACCACUGUCGUGCCUGUGGAGAGGGCUUCUGUGAUUCCUGCUCCUCAAAAACCCGGCCGGUCCCGGAGAGGGGCUGGGGCCUCGCACCUGUCCGAGUCUGCGACGCAUGCUUCCACAACAGGGGAAUCCCAACAGAGUUGCUGGAUGCUGCCUUGGAGGAGGAGGGAGGCACCCUGAUAGCCAGGAAGGUUGGGGAGGCUGUUCAGAACACUUUAGGAGCUGUAGUUGGUGCCAUCGACAUACCUCUCGGCCUGGUGAAGGACGCUGCUCGCCCGGCCUACUGGGUCCCAGACCAGGACAUCCACUCCUGCAGCGAGUGCCAGCGGGAGUUCUCCCCGCGUCUGUCCAUCCACCACUGUCGCGCCUGCGGCCAGGGCGUCUGUGACGACUGCUCUCAGGAGCGACGCGCCGUGCCCUCCCGCGGCUGGGACCACCCAGUGAGGGUCUGCAACGGCUGCAACCAGAAACCUGGGGAGCUCUAGCAGGACGAGGAGCGGGAGUCGGGGAGGGAACGGUUAAGGACGCCGGCCUCAAUGAAAACUGGAAUUGACAACGUUUUGACUAAAAGGCUUCCGUUCCCUGGCGUUGUUUUAGUGGCAUUUCUUUGCUGCCACGAGACUGUCUGUGGCAGGUUGGACUCUGUUUAUCAUUUUUUAACACUGUCCUCACAUCACUUCAGUCCCCUGAUGCUAUUUCACUUUAAUAUGCCUAUAUUUUACACUGUGAACAAUACCAGUGAGAGUGAAACUUGAAUAUCAAGAAGCGAGGAGAGAAACAACUUGAUGUUUUCAGGAAAGUGAGUAUCGUACAUGCUUGCUUAUAAUUGAGUUCAGGUAAAUUUCCAUGUACCCCUUUGACCCUUUAAUGUUUGUAUUGAUGCACAUAAGCCCCUCCCCCACUCCUUGACAAUCCCUCCCAGUAUUACACACUAGUACACUUAGCACCUUUUGUAGUCUGGGGCUAAAUGUGUAAACAUUUAUUAAUAGAAGUACUGACUCAGCAUCUUACACUGAUAUCCAGGUAAGCACUUUUAUUCUAAGAUUGUCUCUGCAGGAGCCCUGGAUAUAUAGCAUUCAGGGCUGGCUUUAGAGGAAACAGUGGGAAACCUGAAAAAUUCUGCUGCUGCUUUGAAUGGAUGCACAGUAGUUCUCCUCUGCUUCAGCCCUACAAGCUUUAGCUUUCCUGCCACUCUUUGGCUUCAGGAGGAUUCCAACAAUCAGGAGCCAAUGAUGUACUGUAGCACCGAGAUGCAUUCCAACUUAAUUACAUAGUAAUAACUACUUACAUAAUCCCUUGAUCCUCUGUGGUUGUUUGUGCAUUCGAGUGGGGAGAUGAUAAUAGAGCAGCCUUAAUUAUGCUGUCCACGUGGACUGUUAAAAUUUUACAUAGACUAUAUGUGUGGGGAGAAAAAGUUUACUUUCAUAGGGACAUUUUUAAAUGGCCUCGUUUUGUUUUAAAAAAAUGCUUAAAAACUACUAUCGAGGCAAAUCUGAGCGCGGUGGGAUGAAAUGCAGCAGACACUGCUUUUUAUAGAGUGGCUGGCUCACAGUAGCAAUAUGGUACAGAAAAGACUUUGAACCAUCUUUGAGGCUGGCCCCUCAAAACAGGAGAUAAUUAGAGGAGUAAUCCUUUACUCUGUCAACUCUGGCUGUGUAGCUAGUUAGCUAGGAGCACCACGUGAGCAUCGUUUGAAGUUGCCUUUAAUGCAACACGACUGUAACUGACAAGUAUCAGAUGUGAUAAAUGCAAUGUGUGACGCAGUUAGGCUUUCGACUGAACACCCAGGCGUCGUGAGAUCUGACUGCAGUGAUGAGUAACCUGGUAUUUCUUUUCAGUAAUAGGCUGGGAGAGUUGAUUGGGUUAUGAUGUCCACACAUAAACUGAAAUAACACAUUGACCUGAAUCAGUGAGCUAUCUCAUCGCUGUCCCUAUCUCAGAGAGAGACGUUCAAUGAAUACCAAUAUCACAAGGAACAAAUCAAUACCUUUAUGUUCAUGUAUGCUCAUACAGUAUGUAUUAAACAGCAGA
Molecule: messenger RNA, 4421 nt
Organism: Chelmon rostratus (copperband butterflyfish)
Lineage: Eukaryota; Metazoa; Chordata; Actinopteri; Chaetodontiformes; Chaetodontidae
Gene: zfyve1
Product: zinc finger, FYVE domain containing 1
Exons: 13
Coding region: 536-2875 (779 amino acids)
Molecular function (GO): metal ion binding
Source: RefSeq, a predicted model, not a curated record